This is a messenger RNA of Lotus japonicus, 2107 nucleotides long. RefSeq names its product sulfite exporter TauE/SafE family protein 3-like. Lineage: Eukaryota; Viridiplantae; Streptophyta; Magnoliopsida; Fabales; Fabaceae. Gene Ontology annotation, biological process: protein ubiquitination. The coding region runs from base 569 to 1945 and encodes 458 amino acids. The record is from RefSeq and is a predicted model, not a curated record. The transcript is spliced from 13 exons. Gene Ontology annotation, cellular component: membrane; Cul4A-RING E3 ubiquitin ligase complex.
UUACUAUCAUUCACGCACACUGUCCCUCUCUUCUAAUUUCAGUUUCAUUUUCUUUGUUUUGCUGCUGUAGACCCAUUUCUUUUCUUCUUUUCUUCUCCACCUUAUUUCUCCCAAGCUACCGACCCACACUUCUCCAAUUUUCCCUUAAACUCUCCUUCAUUUCCUUUCUUGUUACAGCAACCGAACCCCAUCACCAUCUUCAACUUAUCCUUCCUCUCAUCACCACCGUACCUCCUCUCUCAAUGGAGCAAGCAACCACGAGACCACCAUCAAAAUGGUUUUAUCUUGUCCUUCAACGUGACCGCACCACCAAUCAUCACCAUGGCUGAUCCUUUCAUCCACACGAAGCUACACCACCACCUUUACUCCUUCUUCCUCUACUCCACGCAAGCACCACAACCACCGGGAGCAAGCCACCAAAGGCAGCCACCACCUCUAUUCUCUUCAACCUUUUCUCAUCUCAAUUUUGAGCUUUGAGUUAGAGUUCUCAAAUUUAUUUCUGGCUCUUGUGGCUUUCCGUGGACCGUGGUUUAAGUAAUUAAACUGGAAGAACACUAGAAACGUGGUCAUGGUUUCUUUCAGUUUUCUGCUUGUUCCUUUCUUCUUUUACGCCAUAAUGAGCACUAAAAUUGAAGCAUCCGGGAUAAAUGGAGCACAACCUUUUUCUUACCAUGACAAAGUGAUGGAGUUCUUAUGGAGUCAUCCAAGUUAUCAACAUGUUUGGCCAGAAAUAGAAUUUGGCUGGCAAAUCAUUGUUGGCACCUUGAUUGGAAUCAUUGGAGCAGCAUUUGGAAGCGUUGGGGGAGUUGGUGGUGGUGGAAUCUUUGUGCCAAUGCUGAUUUUGAUCAUUGGGUUUGAUCCAAAAUCAGCAGCUGCACUUUCAAAGUGUAUGAUUAUGGGUGCAGCAUUCUCAACUGUAUUCUUCAACUUGAAGUUAAAGCAUCCCACACUUGAUAUACCGAUUAUCGACUAUGAUUUGGUGCUGCUUAUUCAACCCAUGCUCAUGCUUGGCAUUAGCAUAGGAGUUGUUUUAAGUGUAAUGUUUGCAAAUUGGAUGGUCACUGUUCUCCUGAUCAUCCUCUGUCUGGGGACAUCAAUCAAGGCAUUCUUCAAGGGUGUUGAGACAUGGAAAAAGGAAACCAUUAUAAAAGAGGAGACUGUCAUGCUUUUGGAGUCUACAGCACCUUGCAGUGGGGAUGAGCAAUACAACCUUCUUCCUGGUAGUCCAGAUGGUGGGCCUCAAAAGAAGGGUAGAAAGCAUGAGGUGUCCAUUCUGGGCAACAUUUACUGGAAGCAGUUUGGACUUCUUUCUUUUGUCUGGCUUGCAUACCUUCUCUUACAGAUUGCUAAAACUUAUACAGCUACAUGUUCAACCACAUACUGGAUGAUUAUUUUGUUACAGAUACCAGUUUCUGUUGGGGUGUUUCUGUACAAAGCAAUAGGCCUAUAUCAGGGGUGGAGUGUGAUUUCUGCCAAAGGAGAUCAAGCCAUACAAUGGAAAUUGCACUAUCUAAUUCUAACAAGUGCUUGUGCUUUGCUUGCUGGAAUUAUUGGUGGUCUUCUUGGUAUAGGUGGUGGAUUUGUCAUGGGUCCUUUAUUUCUCGAACUUGGAAUUGCACCUCAGGUUGCAAGUGCCACAGCCACUUUUGGAAUGACAUUCUCAGCAUCUAUAUCUGUUGUACAAUAUUACCUCCUAAAUCGAUUUCCUGUGCCUUAUGCUCUCUACCUUACCCUCGUGGCAGCCAUUGCGGCAUACAGAGGACAAUUUAUCAUUGAUAAGCUCGUAAAUAUGUUUCAAAGAGCUUCUUUGAUCAUAUUUACCCUGGCCUUCACAAUAUUUGUUAGUGCAAUUGUACUGGGUGGAGAAGGCAUAUCAGACAUGAUUGGGCAGAUUCAAAGGAGUGAAUACAUGGGAUUUGAGGACCUUUGCAAGUAUGAUGCUUAGAGUUUCCUAGCAGACAUGAUUGGGCAGUUUGAAAGGAAUGAUGCUUUAUUUAUUUAGUUGGACACAUUUUUAAUCAUUGAUGUUUACGGUUUACCUCAUGGACACCCCUAGGGGAUAUAUGAUUAGUUUUAUUGAAACUUGAUAUAAAACUCACCUUGUGCA